GAUUAAAAUGGCGGCGGCGUGAAGUUGCAUGUUGUUGUGGGGGGGCCCCGCUGAGUCCGUUGGGAGGAACCGCCAGUUGUAGCCGCCGCCGCGAUGGCGGUGACCGUCACCCUGAAGACCCUGCAGCAGCAGACGUUCAAGAUCCGGAUGGAGCCUGACGAGACGGUCCGAGUUCUUAAGGAGAAGAUUGAGGCUGAAAAGGGCAAGGAAGCCUUCCCAGUGUUGGGCCAGAAGCUUAUCUAUGCCGGCAAGAUCCUGAGUGAUGAUGUCCCCAUCAAGGAGUACAAGAUUGAUGAGAAGAACUUUGUGGUGGUGAUGGUCACCAAGAACAAAACAGGCUCAGGAGCUCCUGCACCCUCACCCAGUGAUGCAACACCCACUUCAGAGCCCACACCCUCCUCUGGGCAGACACUGCGGCCUACAGCAGUUACGGUUUUAUCCCCAUCAGCAAUUCCAUCAAGUGAGGAAAAGCCUCCUGAAGAGACAGUGACCAUUUCCCCUUCGGAAUCCAUAGUUGGCUCUGUUCCCUCUUCAGGUAGCAUGGGACGUGAAGAUGAUGCAGCCUCCACCUUAGUUACUGGCUCGGAGUAUGAGACGAUGCUGACUGAAAUCAUGUCAAUGGGAUAUGAGCGAGAGCGGGUGGUAGCAGCACUCCGGGCCAGUUACAACAACCCUCAUCGGGCUGUGGAGUACCUGCUAACGGGCAUCCCAGGUAGCCCAGAACCAGAGAGUGCACCCAUGCAGGAGAGCCAGCCCCAAGAGCAGUCGGCACCAGAAGGAGAGAAUCCUCUGGAAUUUCUACGAGACCAGCCCCAGUUCCAGAAUAUGCGGCAGGUGAUCCAACAGAACCCAGCCUUGCUCCCAGCACUGCUCCAGCAGUUAGGCCAAGAGAACCCUCAGCUGCUGCAGCAAAUCAGCCAACAUCAGGAGCAGUUCAUUCAGAUGCUCAAUGAACCUCUGGGUGAAAUGGCUGACAUCGCAGACAUUGAAGGGGAGAUGGGUGCUAUUGGGGAAGAAGCCCCUCAGAUGAAUUACAUCCAGGUCACGCCUCAGGAAAAAGAAGCCAUCGAAAGGUUAAAGGCCCUGGGCUUCCCUGAGAGCCUGGUGAUCCAGGCAUAUUUUGCCUGCGAGAAGAAUGAGAAUCUGGCGGCCAACUUCCUGCUGAGUCAGAACUUUGAUGACGAGUGAUAAAGGAAAAGAGUUUUAUAUCAAAUUCUCUAUAUAAAUAUCCGUUUAUUUAAAGGGGCACUACUGGGGUUGGGGGGUGGUGUGAUUUUAGAAUGUCCCAGGCGAAUUGCUGGCUGGAGGAAAAUACUCUACCUUGGAAGCUGGGCAGUUGGGGAAAAAGCAGAACAAACGGACCUUCUUUUCCCCUCCCCCCAAAACAACGACUGCAUUUGAGCCCAGAUGCAUCCCAUGACAGUCCUUGGGCUGGCAGGCAGGAUGUUCAGGGAAAGGUUGACACAGCAGAUGGGUUCUAUUGGACCUUCUCCCAUCUGAGCUGAUUGCGUGUGUUCAAACAGAUUGCUCUUUUGUUUGCAGAUUCCCCCCCCCCCCCAUCAAUGCACGCUACUACAAUGCCUAAAUAUGUCUGUGCCCAUCAGUUAAUUCUGUCAGUAGUAUUAUCCCCUUCAGUUGCCACCACUGUCCUUUGAAACGAGUCCAGCUGUUCAUUCCUGUUCCAAAGCGCCACAUGUGCUGGGUGGGUGAUUUGUCUUCUGAUUAUCUUUUUGAGAGCUCUGCUGGCAUUGAAGAGGCUGUCCUGUGGUUGCAUAAAGCCACAGCACAUUUCCCUACUCUGUCUUUUGUCCUCUUAAGGCAACCACCUACCCUCUUACCUGCAGCACCUGGACACUGUUCUUAAAUCCAUUCUCAGAAGAAAUCCUGAAAAUCAGGGCUGAGGAACAGUCACCCUUUGAUCCAGCCAGUUUCAAACACUGAGACGCUUUCACUGUUUGAACUUUUCCCUCUUCCUUUGGCAUCUCAGGUUUUUGUCCAGCUGUUCUGCAGAACUAGAGAUGUGGUUGAACUGCCUUUGAAGUCUCAACUCCUGGGAGUUGCCUUAAGCAAGGUUCAACCUCCAUGUAAGAUAGAUCAAAGUAUACUGAACAAUCAUUUAACAUUAAGAUCUUGGAAUUUGCAAACCUAAUGCAAUAGCAAAAGGAGGUCUAGGUUACAAAACUGUGUAGUAGUCUCUUAAAAGUGGCUAUUUUGGAGCAAAUGCUCAUUGAACGAAACCCCAUUUCAAGAAUGUUCUGCAUUGUGGAAGUUUUAAGGAAACUAAUAUUUUUUAGUAUUAACCUGAUUUACCUGUUCAAAAGAUUCUUAUAUUUUGAAGACUUCUUUUUUUAAAAGAAAACACAGUAGUAGUUGGGAGAUGAAAUCUGUGUAUUAGACAUUUUGGGGAUUUUACUUUUUAAUUUUUGGAAAAAGAUAAAACUGACAUAUUUUCACAAACAUUCUUUAUAGAGAAAUGUGUAAAAAGAAAAUUCCUGUUUUGGUGUACCUUUCUGAAACUUGAGUUUGAGCUGUGACUACAUCUGAACCUAUCCUGAUUGAUCUCACCAAAAAGCUGAUCUAAUCUAUGACCCUUUCAGUCCCUGGUGUCCAAUGAAAUUGACAAUUAAUUCCUACAAGGGCAGGUGCAAAAUUGCAACGUCUUUCCCAGUUUAGAUCAUCCAUCACCUUUAUGUGGGGGUGUUGGUCAAAGUUGUUUCUGUUUUGAACAUUAAUAAAACUGUCAGUUAUCACCUGUUAAACCCCCGUUUCCUUUGAUAAACCAUGAAAUUUACUGUUGCCUCUCUUCCUAUUACCCCAAUAACAAUCCUGUCUGGCGGUCCCACUCUUUCCUCAGCACAUGCCCUCUCAAAGAGAACCAGAGUAUUACCUCUAUGCCUCAAAAAUAAAUUCUGAAGCCAUAAGUUACUGCUAAAUUGUGUGAUAAUGUUGUGUGGCUAUGACUGACAGUGUGCAAUAUGUUUUGAAUAAGCUAAAUUAAUUGGAUUUUAAGGAGGAUGGUAAUGGGGUUAAAGAGGAGACAGAAAGUUCUCAUUCUUAAGCUUGAAAGAGUGUUUAGAGGAAGAUUUUUAGGCUCACUUUGUUAAAUAAGAAAAGCUGCUUCUUUUGGCUAUGCUAGAAUAAGCCCAGAACCACUGAGUGACCUCUCCUGAGCAGCAGUUGACUUCAGGGUGCUGUUUGAACGUUGCUUUGGCAUGGCUGUGCCAUCAGACCUUGUGGCUUGUCUUAGGCCUUCAGACAACAACCUGGAAACCAGCUGAUGAGGUGACCUGAACUGCUUGCUCCAGGUUCUUAACUUCCCAGCUAAAAAACACUGCCGCUGACUUCUGGCUUUUUUUUUAGACCAGGGGCAGUUGAAUAUCGGGGUGGGUUGUUGAGGUAUUAAGUGUGUUGCCCAAGAGCCGGAUUUGGAUGCUGAAUGCUGUGCUUGAGACCUUGGGAUUUAAAGGGUGAGGGCGUCAGUGUUCUGUAUAGCUCCUCGCACCUCCCCAUGACUGGCAAAUACUGAACCAAUUCUGCAAAAUAAGCAAAUGUAGACAAGCUUGCUUAACUUGCAAAAUAUGUAUAUAACACAAUUCAACUGCUUGGCACAGAAUUGUCACACAUACUCACCCUCACAUGUAAUCUCCUGGAUGCUGAACUCUUGAUGAGAAAAACUACAGCUGCUUAUUUUUCCAAAUAUGGACACAGAGAACUGGAGGAGGAAGACUAGUGGCUUGCAAAGAAAAGUUUUGAAGCUUUUUUGCCCUCAUUCAGAAAGCGGGGUAACGGGAUGUUAAGGUUCAGUUGGGGGGCCUUACCCAAGUGCAAGCCCUGUCAUUUUUACCCUUUGACUUUCCCUUUGGUCUGUGUUGGCUUGCAGAGUUCUAUCCGUGCCUCCUCUCUGUCUCAGGUUGAAAUGUUCUGGGUACUGUGAAUGGAGUGUGAAAUAAAUGAGUUGUUGAGGCCACUCAAGUGGCAGGAAA
Molecule: messenger RNA, 3983 nt
Organism: Elgaria multicarinata webbii
Lineage: Eukaryota; Metazoa; Chordata; Lepidosauria; Squamata; Anguidae
Gene: RAD23A
Product: RAD23 homolog A, nucleotide excision repair protein
Exons: 9
Coding region: 94-1188 (364 amino acids)
Biological process (GO): proteasome-mediated ubiquitin-dependent protein catabolic process; nucleotide-excision repair
Cellular component (GO): nucleoplasm; cytosol
Molecular function (GO): polyubiquitin modification-dependent protein binding; damaged DNA binding; proteasome binding
Source: RefSeq, a predicted model, not a curated record